Molecule: messenger RNA, 1635 nt
Organism: Glycine soja
Lineage: Eukaryota; Viridiplantae; Streptophyta; Magnoliopsida; Fabales; Fabaceae
Product: alcohol dehydrogenase-like 7
Exons: 10
Coding region: 283-1446 (387 amino acids)
Biological process (GO): formaldehyde catabolic process
Cellular component (GO): cytosol
Molecular function (GO): S-(hydroxymethyl)glutathione dehydrogenase [NAD(P)+] activity; zinc ion binding
Source: RefSeq, a predicted model, not a curated record
UGAGACUAAAAAUAAGUGUAAAAGAUAAUGAGGUACGUAAGGCUGAGGCUGAGAGUGACCCACAAAAAUGAAACCAUUCUAGCUUGGUAGCUUUAAGGGAAGCAAAAAUGUCGGUGUGCUUGGUUUGUCCAAUAUAAUUGUCCCUAUUUCAUAACUCUCCAUCUGAGUUCUGACGUUUCUAUAUUCACUUCCUCUGAACUUUAGCCAUAUCCCUCAUCAAGUUAGUUUUCACUUAGUAUAUAUUUCAUUGAUACAAUUACCCUAACACUGUUUUGGAUAGCCAUGGAACACAAAGUAGCCACAACAACUGAAGGACAAUCCAUAAGAUGUAAAGCGGCAAUUUGUCGCAAAGCAGGUGAACCACUGAGUAUUGAGGAGAUCAUUGUGGCGCCACCAAUGCCUGGUGAAGCUCGCAUUCGUAUUAUAUGCUCCUCUCUCUGUCAAACCGAUAUCAGUUUUCGGAACAUGCAGGACCAUCCUGCCAUUUAUCCAAGAAUUCUGGGUCACGAGGCAAUAGGGGUUGUGGAAAGUGUAGGAGAGGAUGUAACUGAAGUUACAAAAGGAGAUGUGGUUGUUCCAAUUUUCUUACCUGAUUGUGGGGAGUGUAUCGAUUGCAAAUCAAGCAAGAGCAACCUUUGUUCAAAGUUUCCAUUUGAGGUGUCUCCCUGGAUGCCUAGAUAUGCCACUUCUAGAUUCACAGAUUUAAAAGGAGAGAUCAUACAUCAUUUCUUGUCUGUUUCUAGUUUUAGCGAGUACACUGUGGUCGACAUUGCCCAUCUAAUCAAGAUUGAUCCGGCAAUACCACCCAACAGGGCAUGCCUCAUCAGCUGUGGUAUAUCAGCAGGGAUAGGUGCUGCUUGGAGAGCAGCAGGUGUGGAGCCAGGGUCUACAGUAGCUAUUUUUGGGCUGGGGAGUAUUGGAUUAGCAGUUGCUGAGGGAGCUAGACUUUGUGGAGCAACUAAGAUUAUAGGUGUGGAUGUCAACCCAGAAAGAUAUGAAAUCGGAAAAAGGUUUGGACUCACGGACUUUGUCCAUUCUGGAGAAUGUGAAAAUAAAUCUGUGAGCCAGGUUAUCAUAGAGAUGACUGGUGGGGGAGCAGAUUAUUGCUUUGAAUGUGUUGGUAUGGCAUCAUUGAUGCACGAGGCAUAUGCUUCUUGUAGAAAGGGUUGGGGGAAAACAAUAGUUUUGGGAGUGGACAAGCCAGGAUCCAAGUUGAACCUUAGCUGUAGUGAGGUCCUAGUUAGUGGGAAGAGCCUCAGGGGAUGUUUAUUUGGAGGACUCAAACCUAAGUCUCAUGUACCCAUUCUCCUUAAACGCUACAUGGACAAGGAACUGAAUUUGGACGAGUUUGUCACACAUGAGAUGGAGUUCAAGGAUAUCAAUAAAGCUUUUGAUCUAUUGAUUGAAGGACAGUGUCUUCGAUGUGUGAUUUGGAUGGACAAAUGAACCUAUUCCUGUACAAUUAACAGUUACUUUAAUCCCUUGGAUUAUGAUAUCAAUAAUUAAAAUAUUGGAUACUUUUUUUUUUUUUGUAUUUGGAGAGAACAUAUUCAAUGUAAAAGCAGUUGAUGCCGCAAAGUAAUUAUGUCAAAUAAAUUGAUGGUGACCAUCAAUGCUUCAAAGUAUUUUAGUAUC